UAAUAACAUGAGCGACAGUUAUAACUCCAAUGGCGGAACGACUGGAAACCAGGCAGCAGCAGAAUACCAAAGUACCUCCGUGUAUUUCCAGAGAGGCGGCGCCCCUCCUGCACAGUACCCUGGCCCUCAUGCCCCCACCACCAACAUUGGGUUUUACAACGGCACCCCCUUGGCGAAUCACUACGCUGGGCAUUUAGGGGCCACCAUCGGGGACCAUGCCAUUCCAGGACCAAGCGCUGGAACUGGAACUUCUUGCAGUACGGGUAGUACAACGACGGGAGCUGGAUUGUGCGGCGCCAACGGGGAGAGGCCUUUGGUGACCCCAGGCGGAGACGCCGUUCCAGGUCUGGGCAAGCCUACCAAGAGAGCCCGCACGGCCUACACAUCCGCCCAGCUGGUCGAACUGGAGAAGGAGUUUCACUACAGCAGGUACCUGUGCAGGCCGAGACGCAUCGACCUCUCCAGGACCCUCGUCCUGACCGAGAGACAGAUCAAGAUAUGGUUCCAGAACCGCCGGAUGAAGCAGAAGAAGGAGAACAAGGCCAAGGGCAUCACGGACGAGAGCCUGACGCCCUCGCAAGCCCACUCGAGUAGGUGCCACUCCUUGGCGUGCAGGGGCACCUCCCACGGACGCCAGCCGCCUGUGCCUAAGAAUUCAACGACCGACCAGAUGAGGAGCCAGAAGAGCAGUAACCCUUCCACGGCUUUCCAGGGAAAUGGGUAUUCUUCAGUCAGCGCAGUUCCAGAAGGUAUGCCGCCGUUUUUACCAGCGAGCAACGUCAUCCAAGGGCAACACAACACCCACGGGGCUUAUUAUAACCACCAGCAACACCACACGGGUUUACAACACCUGCCUCACGAUUACCCAUACGGGACACCUGGCUCCACAACACCAACAGAAGCUCAGUAUUCGUUCCCCCAGGUGUCCUCAACCGAACACCACCAGCACCACCACCAUCAGGUGACGGCACAUCAGCAACAUUUACAUUUAGCCCAACAGCAGCAGCAGCAGCAGCAGCUGCAGAUGGCGCAACAACAACACCAACACCAACACCAACAAGCGGUGCAUCACCAGCAACAGCACCAGAUGCAGGAGAGAGGUCUGACCCCCUACGACUUGGUACUACUACCGUUUCAGUUCCCGGACGAGAUGGCCGGUGGAUUCCCUUCCCCGCCGAGCGACGAGGCCUCGCCCUUGGAGCGGAACCCCGGCGGUCCUCACAACGACAGAGGGAGGCACUGAAGGAGAGGAGGAGGUCCUCGGCGAAAGGAGAGAGAGAGAGAGAGAGAGGGUCCUGAAGAAAAAUCGCUCGCAGCUCUAUAAAGAUCCUCUCGGAAAUGGGGUACUAGUCACAGGGGGCAGAAGAAGAAGAAGAAGAAGAAAGAGAAGGAGAAGCAGCGAAUGAACAUCCCAGCGGAGUCCGGUGAAGUGGCCAUUAUAAAUUGGAGCGAUUAUCGAACCCUGGUCUGUAAUCACGGCAGUGACUCUACUAAUACUGUAAUCAGCAGUGAUUAUGUAAUUAACUUAUUUAUCUAAACAUCAGGAGACUUUGGUUUUAAAUGUGCUAAAAUGUAAGGAGGGAAGUAUAUAUACUUUUACACUGAAAUAUAAUUUAGAUAUUCUAAUCCUUGACAUUCUACACAAGUAUUUCAUAUUUUAUCUUUUCCUUACAAGUAAUAAUUGCAUAAAAAUUUAAAUCACAAUACUUUACUUAUUCGCAAAUGUUGCGACAACUUAAACAAUUCUGCUCUUAUAUAAUUGAACACAAAAUCUAAAUUAUUUCCACGAGAGACUUCUGGAUAUUGACGUAUAUGUAAAAAUCAUCACGUACUAGGAAAAUGUAUCAUAUACUAAUUAUAUAUCAGUUUGAACUUGAUAUACCUCACUUGACACGAGGUAAAAUUCUUACCUCAUUAUGAUAAAAUCACUGUAAAUCUGAUGAAAUAUGACGACAGCUGUUAAAAGACAAAUUCCAAUUUAUAAUGACUUCUUUUUUUAGGUGUUAAGAACCUGGGAUUCAUUUUUGGCAAAUGUUCACUAAUUCAAUAAGUGUCCCUGAUAUCUCAGGGAUAAUAAUGAUAUAACUGUAAUGACUGGCGAGUGAUGUAACUCC
Macrobrachium nipponense is the source of this 2114-nucleotide messenger RNA. RefSeq names its product homeobox protein Hox-B3a-like. The record is from RefSeq and is a predicted model, not a curated record. Lineage: Eukaryota; Metazoa; Arthropoda; Malacostraca; Decapoda; Palaemonidae. Gene Ontology annotation, molecular function: RNA polymerase II cis-regulatory region sequence-specific DNA binding; DNA-binding transcription factor activity, RNA polymerase II-specific. Gene Ontology annotation, biological process: regulation of transcription by RNA polymerase II. Bases 8 to 1243 code for a protein of 411 amino acids. The transcript has a single exon. Gene Ontology annotation, cellular component: nucleus.